AUGGCAAUAAAAUUACAUAUGUAUUUGACCUUGUUUCUUCUUGGUUCUAUUCCAAAUCUUCCAGGAGCACCUACAUCACAAUCUUCUGGUAUCGUGGAAAAUCGAUCAACACAUAAUCCUGAACGAAAUCCUGAAUUCAAAGGAGAUGAUAUUGUUCCUCCACCAUUUACUAACUCUUUGGCUGAAAGAAGCACAGGAUCAAGACCCGCACAUCAACGAUGGUCUGGUGGUGUAGUACCCUAUGAGAUAGCUGGGAAUAUCAGUGCAAAUAAUUCUAUCUUUAUUGUUAAUAUGAUGAGAGCAAUAGAAAAUCUUACACAAGUUAAUAACACUCAGUGUAUAUCAUUUCGUCCGAAAACCGUAUCUGACCCCUACUUUAUUACAGUCUUCAAUGGACGUGGUUGUUACGCUCCAAUUGGAUUUUGGGGCGCCUAUGUUGGUGUACGUCCUGUUUCAUUUUUACAUGGAACCUAUGCAACCUGUAUGGUAUCGGGCAUUAUCCAACAUGAGUUGAUGCAUGUACUAGGUGAGAUUCAUGCACAUAAAUUAAAAAUGAAUCAUUUUUAUCUUUAUCGAAAAACAAAAGGCUUCUAUCAUGAACAAUCACGACCUGAUCGAGAUUUGUAUGUUUCAAUUCAAUGGAGGAAUAUUGAUCCUAUGAUGCACUAUGAACGUAAUGCAUUCGCUUUAAAUGCUAGUGGAGUAACUAUCAUCCCAAUACAAAAUGCAAGUGCAUAUAUUGGGCAACGCAUUCAAUUGAGUCCUAUUGAUAUUCUGACAAUUCAGCGUUAUUAUGGUUGUGUUCCAACACCAUCUACUCUGAAUACAGCUACAAAUAGAAUGCCAGUGGAAUUUCUGUUUGAAAUCAAUGAUUUUUUACAUGACAAAUAUAAAUAA
Messenger RNA from Rotaria socialis, 897 nucleotides. The record is from the annotation of a GenBank genome assembly. NCBI's taxonomy places the organism in Eukaryota, Metazoa, Rotifera, Eurotatoria, Philodinida, Philodinidae.